Aspergillus japonicus CBS 114.51 is the source of this 876-nucleotide messenger RNA. RefSeq lists its product as uncharacterized. NCBI's taxonomy places the organism in Eukaryota, Fungi, Ascomycota, Eurotiomycetes, Eurotiales, Aspergillaceae. The transcript has a single exon. Bases 253 to 822 code for a protein of 189 amino acids. The record is from RefSeq and is a predicted model, not a curated record.
GAAGAGACACGUAUUGUCUAUAUCUUUCUCCUCCGCAGUCUGGGGGUCUCGAUCUUUGCGGGUGCAUCCCCAUCGAUUCUGCAUUUCUUCGACAGAACCAUCUCUGGCACAUCCAGGGUAUUGGAGCCUUCGGCAAAUGUUCCUCACCUUUCUACCAUCAGUCUCAACCAUGUCCAAGAGUACGAAAAAUGAACGGGGGUCUCGAUUGACUGUCCAACCCACCCAGGUGGGCAGGCGAUCCAUGAAACUGCUAUGGGGCGAGGCGAUUGUUCAUCUCUCGUGGCGAUAGCUGGCGGCGAGGACCACUGGUGGUUGGUGUCAAUCUCCAGGCCCCACACUCCAUCAGUAGCCCCUUUUCCAUUCGCCUUCUCUUCAGGUCGGUCUGAGAAAGCGAUUCGGAUUCCAAUAUUCAGGACAGUCAGCCAUGAGCCAUCCAAUACGAGAUGGAGAAGUGGCUGUGGCAAAGUUUUUUCCUCCUUCUCCAGCGCGCUUACUUUCGAUCUGACUUGCGUUGUGCCUUGGGUGAGGGUGAGAUGGGCCACUGAUGCUCGUCACGACGGCUACAGGGCAAAGACGUUGCCUUCCCUGAAACAAUACAGGGUAAGUAGGGUUGUGUCAGAUAGAGGCUGCAGGAGGAUCCAAUCGAAGCAAGAACGUCAACCGAGUGCUGAUCAAAAUUUAUGGCUUCUGGUUUGGCACCGGCCGCAUUACGCAAGCAGCCCACUAGCCAAGCACUAUCUUACCCGCGUUCAGCGGCCACUUGUCCAUAGCGCCGCCGCAAUGGUCCCUUGCCGGUGGAGAAUGCGACGAUCGGAUGGCUGAGGGCCUGACGACAUCGUCAUGGUUCAAUGGCGUGGGUUGGAGACGGGAGCCACC